AUGGCGAUCAGGAAUGUCGCGAUCAGAGUCUUCUUCCUCUUGUUGGUGGUGAGCGCGGCGUUCGCCAAAGACAAGGAGGAGAAGAAGGAUGAGAAGAAGGAUGAGAAGACGGAGGGCGCAGCGUCCGAGGCUGACGGGACCUACGACAUCACCAAGCUCGGCGCCAAAGACGAUGGCAAGACAGACUGCACCAAGGAGGUGGAGGAGGCAUGGGCUUCGGCAUGCGGUGGCACCGGGAAACAGACGAUCGUCAUCCCAAAGGGGGAUUUCCUGACUGGACCUCUGAAUUUCACCGGACCAUGUAAGGGGGACAGCGUGACCAUCAAGCUAGAGGGCAACCUUCUGGCCUCCAACGACCUGGCCAAGUACAAGUCUAACUGGAUCGAGAUCAUGCGCGUCAAGAACCUCGCCAUCACGGGCAAAGGCACGCUCGACGGCCAGGGCAAGGCCGUCUGGACCAAGAACAGCUGCGCCAAGAGCUACGACUGCAAGAUCCUGCCCAACUCACUGGUGCUGGACUUCUGUGACGACGCGCUCAUCGAAGGCAUCACCAUCCUCAACUCCAAGUUCUUCCACCUCAACAUCUACGAGUGCAAGGGCGUGACUGUCAAGGACGUGACCGUCACCGCGCCUGGGGACAGCCCCAACACCGACGGCAUCCACAUGGGCGACUCCUCCAAGGUCACAAUCAUCGACACCAAGAUCGGCGUCGGCGACGACUGCAUCUCCAUCGGCCCCGGCAGCAAGGAGGUCAACAUCAGCGGCGUCACCUGCGGCCCAGGCCACGGCAUCAGCGUGGGCAGCCUCGGACGGUACAAGGACGAGAAGGACGUGACAGACGUCACCGUGAAGAACUGCGUGCUCAAGGGCUCCACCAACGGCCUCCGGAUCAAGUCGUACGAAGACGCCAAGUCGCCGGUCGUAGCGUCCAACUUCCACUACGAGAACGUUCAGAUGGACGACGUCGGCUACCCCAUCAUCAUCGACCAGAAGUACUGCCCCAACAAGAUCUGCACCUCCAAGGGAGACUCCGCCAGGGUCACCGUCAAGGACGUCACCUUCACCAACAUCACCGGUACCUCCUCCACCCCCGAGGCCGUCAGCCUGCUUUGCUCCGACAAGAAGCCGUGUGAAGGUGUCACCAUGAACGACGUCAAGAUUGAGUACACCGGCAAGAACAACAAGACCAUGGCUGUUUGCACCAACGCCAAGGUCACCGCUAAGGGUGUCGACAAGGCUAACAGCUGUGACAAGUGA
Molecule: messenger RNA, 1257 nt
Organism: Lolium rigidum
Lineage: Eukaryota; Viridiplantae; Streptophyta; Magnoliopsida; Poales; Poaceae
Product: exopolygalacturonase-like
Exons: 3
Coding region: 1-1257 (418 amino acids)
Biological process (GO): carbohydrate metabolic process
Molecular function (GO): polygalacturonase activity
Source: RefSeq, a predicted model, not a curated record